AUGUACGAAGGGAUUGACAACCUGAAAUCCCUUUACGACCGUGCCGGGAAGACUUUCUCCGGCGGUCCUUCUGCGGCACAGGAUGUGUCGCGUCGUACUGCUCAACCAGACCCAGUACGUCAAUCAUCAGCUGGGAGCGGGGCUCCCAAGUAUCCCAGGACGGGGGAUAGCCGCGCCACCGGACGAGAUAACUCGUCCGACGUCCGUUCACGUCGCGGUGCUUCAACAGCUGCUCAACUAGAUAGCGCUGGCCACCACGAGAGUCCUCUAAUGGAGGUGGAGGAGGAGGAAAGACGCUCUCCACACGAUCAUGGGGAUCCGUGUGUUCCCGAGAGCUUCUUUGAUCGCGUAACGCAAGGGUUACGCGACGAUCUCGAACAUGAGCGGGACAGGCGUCUCCAAAUGGCGGACACUGUCUCGAAGCAUCGAGCUGAGUUUUCCUUUGCUCAGCUUGAGAACGAGAGAUCUCUGACAUCUCUUCGUGACGAGCUAAGGGUAGCUCGUGGGAUUGUUGAUCGGUCUCGGGAUCAGAUAGCUGCUCUUCAGACCCUUGUUGAUGCCCACCAUCGGGAGCACAAGGCUCUCUGA
This is a messenger RNA of Peronospora matthiolae, 588 nucleotides long. Lineage: Eukaryota; Oomycota; Peronosporomycetes; Peronosporales; Peronosporaceae. The record is from the annotation of a GenBank genome assembly.